Molecule: messenger RNA, 2148 nt
Organism: Triticum turgidum subsp. durum (durum wheat)
Lineage: Eukaryota; Viridiplantae; Streptophyta; Magnoliopsida; Poales; Poaceae
Source: the annotation of a GenBank genome assembly
AUGGCCGACGCCCCGCCGCCCGCGCCCGUGACCGCGCCGCGCCGACGCCCCCGCAGAGAGCCGUCGGAGCCCCGGAGCGAGAGCGACUGGGAGGAGGGAUCCAGCAGCAGGGAGGGCUCCCCGGGCGCCGACAGCGCCGACGGAGACGCCGUGCGCCGCGCCGCGCGCCGCUGGAGCGACGACCGGGCCGCGCGGAUCUCGGGCACCGCCGCCGACGCCGGCUGGUGGCUCGGCGAGAUCGAGCGCGACCGCGUGCGCCUCGUCCGGGACUGGGUCCAGGUCCAGAUGGAGGCCGCGCGCGACCGCGACCGCGACCAGGGCGGCGCCGACGGCGGCGACCCGCCGCACCCGCCCCCGUCGCCCGCCGCCGGCCCCCGGAUCCGCGGCCGCCAGGCCAGGCUCGAGCUCGUCAUGCGCCUCGCCGCCGACCGCCACGCCGAGCUCCAGCGCCUCUCCCUCCGCCGCGCCGUCUCCGCCUUCCCCCACCGCAACCGAAUCCACGCGCUGCUCCGGGGAAGGUUUCUGCGGAACGGCGGCCUGCCGGAGGAGGAGAGGAGGCAGCCGUCGGUGGCCGCCAGGGAGCUCGGGCAGCUCCGGCAGCGCCACCCCGUCUCCGGCCUCAGAUUGGAGAAUCUUGUACGAGGUCAAGCAGCUAGCCGGUCGGAUUCAUCUUCAGCUCAGACUGUCGAGCUCUCAACCAUUGACCAUUCUGAAUCAAGCCGUGCUGCUUCUGAAGAUACUCAGGACAUGCAUCGACAGGCAAACGAUAAUGUUGAUCUUCAGCGAAUUGGAGAGACAGCAACAGGGUCAGAUUAUGGAAGCAAUGCUCCUAGUAUUGCUGAAGGAUUGUCCGAGCCUCAUAGUCAGGAGGAGGGUUGGCAGGAAGAUUUGGAGGUGGUGGAUAGAAGAAGAGACUGGGAUCAGUUUUCCCAUGCUAUUACUACGACUGGAGAGGGAUCUGGCAGAAACUGGAUUGAAAGUGCGGACAGCAGUUCAUCAUCGUCUGAUGAGAGGACAACAGAGGCUGGAGAUCGUCAAGGUGCCUCGUAUCUUCUGGAAACAAGUGAUGAGUCAACAAUUAGUGAUAAUAAUCUUCCUGAAGCACAUGAAGAGCAGCUUGACAGUAACCAUCUCCCCGAAGCGCUUGAAGGCAACAAUCAUCUCCAAGAAGCGCGUGGAGAGUGGAACAGGGAGGGUAAUGAUCCCGCACAAGUGCGUGAUGAGUGGCCCAGUGACGAUCAUUUUCCAGAAAUGAAUGAAGUGUGGCACGACGACGAUGAGUCCAAUGGGAGUGCGCAUAACUGGCAUGACGAUCAUUCAGAGCAACCCGUUGACCAGGAGUCUACGCUCAUCAGAAGAGUUAAUACAUUUACCCCUGGCGAUGACGAUAAUGUCUACAGCACAGAACUAAGGGAGCUUCUAAGCAGAAGGAGCGUUUCUAAUCUUCUUGAUAGCGCUUUCCGUGAAAACCUAGACCGCCUUAUCCGGUCAUACGUUGAACGGCAAGGUCGUGGUCCUCUCUCUUUGAAUCUGCAAGGAACACCUGCGGUAGCAGCAGCAACCCCUGACCAGCAGGAGCAAGAUCAAGAAGAGCAGCGGCAUGGAGAUGACGACGAGGAACAGCAACUUCUUCGUGAUGCUGCAAAUGUUAGGCCUCGCUUAGUGAUCCCACCUCCACCUAUGCCUCCUCGUCAACCACUUUGGCAUUCGGAGCUGCAUCAUAACAACUGGAUGAGACAGAACAUCAACCGCUCCGAUAUCGAAUGGGAGGCUAUUAAUGAUUUGAGGGCUGAUAUGGCUAGACUUCAGCAAGGUAUGGGUCAUAUGCAAAGGAUGUUGGAAGCUUGCAUGGAUAUGCAGCUUGAGUUACAACGUUCUGUGAGGCAGGAAGUUUCCGCGGCCUUGAAUCGCUUCAUCGGGGAGCAAGGGGAACCCAAGGAGACCAUCGACGAUGGAUCGAAAUGGAUGAAUGUGAGGAAAGGCACUUGCUGUGUAUGCUGUGAUACUCCGAUCGAUUCUCUUCUGUACAGAUGUGGGCACAUGUGCACGUGCUCGAAAUGCGCGAACGAGUUGGUUCGAAGUGGAGGGAAGUGUCCGCUGUGCCGCGCACCCAUUAUUGAGGUGAUCCGAGCUUACUUCAUCAUGUAA